AUGAAUCCACCCAAUCGUACAAUCAUCACCGAGUUCUUCCUUUUAGGAUUCCAGAAUCUUCACGUUUUAAAGAUUCCAUUUUUCAUUCUUCUCCUUAAAAUAUAUAUCCUAACAAUUACCGGAAACGUUCUCAUUAUCUUCUUGAUCUCUACCGUUCCCUCCUUAAACUCCCCCAUGUACUUCUUCCUCUGCCAUUUGUCUUUCUGUGAUGUCUUCUUCACCACCAACAUCGUCCCCAACAUGCUCCACAUUAUUUUGGAAGGUGGUGGCACCGUUUCGGUUUUUGGCUGCCUCACCCAACUUCAGAUGUUUGGUUUCUGCGGUACGGCUGAGUGUUAUAUCCUCACCGUGAUGUCCUACGACCGGUAUCUAGCCAUAUGUAAGCCACUCCAUUAUUCGUCCAUCAUGGGACUGAAGUUCUGCCUCAAUCUGGUCAUCGCAUCAUGGUCCCUCGGGUUUCUGUUCGCUUCAAUAUCUCGUCUGCUGUUAGGUGGCUUAGACUUCUGUGACCGUAACAUAAUUGACCAUUUUUACUGCGAUUUUCUCCCCAUUCUAGAACUUUCCUGCUCAGACACCUUUGUUGUUGAGUUGGAAGCCUUUAUGGUCAUCCCGUUCAUCGUUCUCUUUCCGUUCGUGUUUGUCAUCGUCACGUACGUCUAUAUCUUCAUCACCAUCCUUGGAAUCUCUUCCACCACCGGGAGACAGAAGACCUUCUCCACGUGUAGCUCCCAUUUGGCCAUCGUGUGUUCUUUUUACGGAACUCUAAUUAGCAUUUAUUUGAGUCCAUCCAGAGGAUACGCAUUAAAUAUUAACAAGUUCACCUCUCUUCUGUACUCCGUGGUCACCCCGUUGUUUAACCCCAUCAUAUAUAGCCUAAGGAACCAGGAAAUCAGAAGAGCAUUUAAUACGAUCCAUCGAGAUACCAAGGUCACCAAAGACGUUCUUUGA
Molecule: messenger RNA, 948 nt
Organism: Spea bombifrons (plains spadefoot toad)
Lineage: Eukaryota; Metazoa; Chordata; Amphibia; Anura; Pelobatidae
Product: olfactory receptor 11L1-like
Exons: 1
Coding region: 1-948 (315 amino acids)
Biological process (GO): G protein-coupled receptor signaling pathway
Cellular component (GO): membrane
Molecular function (GO): olfactory receptor activity; G protein-coupled receptor activity
Source: RefSeq, a predicted model, not a curated record